CCUAACGUGACGUACGUCCUGGCGCCCGGUCAGCUAGCUUUCUAAGCUAGUUAGCUAGUUGUUGUCGUUAACCGCGUACACCGGAGUCGGUUAACGUUGGCCAACUAGCGAGUAACUAACGUGUUCUGCCCUGGUGACGGUCAGCAUCGGACAUGGACGACGAAAGCCACCCCAGAACCCUGUAUGUGGGGAACCUCUCCAGGGAUGUGACAGAGAUAUUGAUCCUGCAGCUCUUCACCCAGAUUGGGCCUUGUAAAAGCUGUAAGAUGAUCACAGAGCACACGAGCAACGACCCCUACUGCUUCGUGGAGUUCUUUGAACACAGAGAUGCCGCUGCAGCCCUCGCGGCCAUGAACGGGAGGAAGAUAUUAGGAAAGGAGGUCAAAGUAAAUUGGGCCACCACUCCAAGUAGCCAGAAGAAAGACACAUCCAAUCACUUCCAUGUUUUUGUGGGUGAUUUGAGCCCUGAGAUUACCACUGAGGACGUCAAGGCUGCGUUCGCACCUUUUGGGAAAAUCUCGGAUGCCCGUGUUGUGAAGGACAUGACGACAGGCAAAUCAAAGGGGUAUGGAUUUGUGUCCUUCUACAACAAACUGGAUGCAGAGAACUCCAUCAUUAACAUGGGGGGUCAGUGGCUCGGAGGGCGCCAAAUCAGGACCAACUGGGCGACGCGUAAACCACCAGCUCCAAAGACCCCCCAGGACAAUGGCUCAAAGCAUCUGAGGUUUGAUGACGUAGUGACUCAGUCCAGCCCACAGAACUGCACCGUGUACUGCGGAGGGAUCCAGUCCGGACUAUCAGAACACCUAAUGCGACAGACCUUCUCACCGUUUGGUCAGAUUAUGGAAAUCAGAGUUUUCCCAGAGAAAGGAUACUCCUUCAUCAGGUUUUCCUCCCAUGACAGUGCUGCACACGCCAUUGUUUCAGUAAAUGGCACGGCCAUUGAAGGACACAUAGUGAAGUGCUUCUGGGGCAAAGAAUCUCCUGACAUGGCAAAAAACCCACAGCAGGUUGAGUACAGUCAGUGGGGACAGUGGAACCAGCUCUAUGGGAAUCCGCAGCAGCAGUACGGCCAGUAUGUGACCAACGGGUGGCAAGUUCCCUCCUACAACAUGUACGGCCAGACGUGGAACCAGCAAGGAUUUGGAGUAGAGCAGUCCCAGUCGCCGGCCUGGGUGGGAGGCUUUGGAUCUCCGUCUGCCCAGGCUGCGGCCCCGCCCGGUCCAGUCAUGUCCAACCUGGCCAACUUCAGCAUGGCUGGCUACCAAACGCAGUGAGCCGGCUCUGACUUGAGCGUAACACCAAGGAGAUUUUCUGUCGACCCUUUUUAGACCACACGGCACUGCUGUGGUAAAAGAGGGGCAGGGGCCAUAUUCACAAAGCCUUUGUAGCUAAUAGUUGCUCUUUAACAGCCAGUUUAACAAUUAUGUUUUAAAUGUGUCACUCAGAACCUUUUUUAAAAGUUUAUUUGAUGAUAGCUUCAUAGUUCAGGUGCUCUUGGGCUUCUGAAGAAAAGCCAAACCAACUGUCCACGUACAUGUUAAAGGACGGACCCGUUAAAUGUUUGAUCCUAUGAAACCACAACCCAGUGUGUGACGGAGCGUUAGCAUACUAACUGGACAACUUUCUUAACAGGAGAAUAUUUGAGUUUGGACUUUUCUCACAAUCACACACAAUUAAUAAGUUGAGCCAGACCAUCAAAAGGUCCUUUAAGACUAAUUGUUAUCUUCUGAAAACCAGUUAAGUCCUUGUAGUUGGAGCUAAAAGCACACUUACUACAAGCAGUCAUGCUACUCUAGCAGCUCUCUGAACCACGAUAAAGAUUAAAAAACCAACGUUAUUAUUAAAUUAUCAGAAAUAUAGCAAUAUCUGCUCUCAGUUUGCCAAUAUGUUCGUUUAUUUUACUCAAAAAAGUGUUUGUUACAGGCUUGUCCAAGUGUUCAUUUACUCAUUUUAUACAACAAAACUGCAGUCAAGUACUUCAAGUACACGUUUGUCACAUAGGUCAGUUUUAAUGGCACACAGUGCCGACAGUGUUUUACAGAUCAACCAACCUGCUUAAAGUUGGUUUGGGCUUCGCUUCAGCUCACAGCCAGGUAUUUAGUCCUGUUUUUAAUAUAUUAACGAACAAUGCUUUGUGAAUAGAGGCCCCCCUCGGGAACGGUAGUUUACCUUUCCACUAUAUGUGAAGCAACUAUUUGUAUAAACAACUGUGGCUUUAACGGAGAUCUGAGCGGGACGUGGUAUCUCUUGGGUAAAUUUUUGUGUACAAAGAAAAUUUCACAUACACAGCUCGAAAAGCUAAAAAUUAAAUAAAAAUAAAAAAAUUAGGUUUUUCAUGUUUUGUAUCCGAGUGAUCAGCAUGUUCUUUGCAGACUUUUGAUGGACUUUAGUUUAAACUUUAAUGUAGCCUUAGAUUGGACUACUUUAUAACCCUGUGUCUCAAUGCAAAGGCUAUAGCACAUGCUCACUAUAUAAAGAAAAAUACUAUAAAAACAGCUUAACCCCUGAACUUUGUAAAGGUAACUGACUCUGCGUGCUGAUUCUGGGGCUGGUUUCCUAGAAAAAAUAUUGAAUCUUUAACUAUUUUCUUCCUUCCUCCUGAUAACCUCAGUUAAUUUAUAGUCAUUUCUUCCUGACGUCUGUGGGAGUUUUUGCUUAAUUUAGCACCAAAACCAGCCCCUGAUCAUACUGCAUCAUGUUUUAUGAUCAUUCAAAAAUGCUGUACUUUACUCACCCACUUUUGUAAAGACAAAUUGUACAAUGUUUUAAGGCUAAUUAUACAUUUAUUUUAAGUUUAUUCUCCCUCAGUGCAGUCUGAAUUUUCUCAGUAUUUGCAGAAUAUUUCCACAAAUUCCAGGUAAACUAUUGAAACUAUUUACAGUCAAAUUCUGACGAGGAUUUCUCAAUGACGUCCUGCCAUUGUGCCAUUCUGUACAGUGUAUUACACUCUCCUUUAUCCUGGCGUACCAGCCAACAAACUUAAUGAUUUUGUUUGUUUAUUUGAGCAUUUGGGGGGGGGGCUGUUCAUGUAAUGAAACAGGGUCGUGUUGGCAGACGGUGUAAAUAUAAACCUCGAUCACAAACCUUCAUGAAACUUAUAAUGUACAUACUGUAGGUAGAAUGUGAUGAAUUGAAAUGCCAUCAUUAAAUUUCAGCAAUAUAAUUUAUGAAUAAGCCUUAAUUGAUGUGUCAGUAAAUUCAAACUUUGUGUUGCAAAUCUAAAUUCUUCUUCCACUGUGGAUUCUCCCGUUUUAUUUUAAUUUUUUAUUUUGUGUGCCAUUUUCAGGAAGUAGCAGGAAGGAGGUAAUUGAACUGCACACUUAUUGACAUGUAAUAUAUUUGUUGCUUAAGAUAUUGAAUGUAAUAUGGCAGUUUGCUUUUAUGACGAUACAAUACGUUUUAAGUUGAACAACUGAGGUGAUGUUUAAUAAUAAAGGAUGAAAUCAACAAAAAGUCACUUCAAAUAAAGAAACAUUUGAAUCCUG
This is a messenger RNA of Dicentrarchus labrax (European seabass), 3488 nucleotides long. It is a transcript of the gene tial1, whose product is annotated as TIA1 cytotoxic granule-associated RNA binding protein-like 1. The record is from RefSeq and is a predicted model, not a curated record. Gene Ontology annotation, cellular component: cytosol. The transcript is spliced from 12 exons. The coding region runs from base 153 to 1277 and encodes 374 amino acids. Gene Ontology annotation, molecular function: DNA binding; mRNA binding. Lineage: Eukaryota; Metazoa; Chordata; Actinopteri; Moronidae.